Molecule: messenger RNA, 1935 nt
Organism: Ipomoea triloba (trilobed morning glory)
Lineage: Eukaryota; Viridiplantae; Streptophyta; Magnoliopsida; Solanales; Convolvulaceae
Product: probable protein phosphatase 2C 60
Exons: 5
Coding region: 537-1715 (392 amino acids)
Biological process (GO): protein dephosphorylation
Molecular function (GO): cation binding; protein serine/threonine phosphatase activity
Source: RefSeq, a predicted model, not a curated record
UCUUUGCUGGCUUCAAGCUCUCCAUGGUUGGUUUUUAAUGGGGUUUGUCUGCUGAGAGAGACCGGAGUUUCAGUUGGCCCAAUCCAACCAAAUUACAUAACCAGCCAAUCGCGCUCUCUCUCUCUUUCUCUCUCUCUCAAUUCAUAACUCCUUUUUUUUUCACUAUCCUCUCUGAAUUCUCUUCCAUCACUCCGCCAUCGUCUUCACGCUCAAAGUGAAAGAGGAAAACGUUUCAAUCAACUGCACUGCCGGCGAUUCUUGAUUUGAUUGGGCGAAUCAACAGAUCUAAAAUCUUCCGCAUUCGGAUCUUCUCUCUCAAUUCCAGAGGAUCGCUUCCUUCGAGUUGAGCUCAAGGUUUUCCAUUUUGCUUUCCCCUGUUGUGGAUAUUGUGAUUGGUUUGUAGUGCACAGUAUUUGAAUUUUCGGUGGAGGAACAUCUUACAUCUGCACUGCACAGUUCAAAGCUUAUCUGUCCACUAUUAAGCCGCGUCCUAUUAGAUGAGACGAUUUUGGAGGGUGGUUUGGGUGAGAUGAGGGAUGUUAUCUGGGUUGAUGAACUUCUUGAGGGCCUGCUUCGGGCCAAAGGCAGAUCGAUACGUCCGCUCCAGUUCUGAUGCUGCUGGUCGUCAAGACGGGCUCUUGUGGUAUAAGGAUACAGGCCAACAUUUCAAUGGAGAGUUUUCAAUGGCUGUAGUUCAAGCAAAUAAUCUGCUUGAAGAUCAGAGCCAGCUUGAAUCCGGCUGUUUGAGCACUCAAGAUUGUGGACCAUAUGGUACCUUUGUUGGAGUCUACGAUGGGCACGGAGGUCCUGAGACUUCUAGGUUCAUCAACCAGCAUCUUUUUCAACACCUCAAGAGGUUCACUUCCGAGCAGCAAUCUAUGUCAGUGGAGGUGAUCCGAAAGGCAUUUCAAGCAACAGAAGAGGGCUUUACCUCUGUAGUCUCCAACCAAUGGCCCUUGAAACCACAGAUUGCUGCUGUGGGAUCGUGCUGCCUUGUUGGAGUAAUCUGCGGUGGAACUUUAUACACUGCCAACCUCGGGGACUCCCGUGCUGUUUUGGGGAGAAUUGUCAAGGCAACCGGAGAGGUACUUGCUGUUCAACUCUCAGAUGAACACAAUGCAAGCGUUGCAUCUGUAAGACAAGAGCUGCAAUCUUUGCACCCAGAGGACUCACAAAUAGUAGUUUUAAAGCACAGCGUCUGGCGUGUCAAGGGCUUGAUACAGAUCUCAAGAUCAAUUGGUGAUGUGUACUUGAAGAAAGCGGAAUUCAACAAGGAACCACUAUAUGCCAAGUUUCGCCUCCGUGAACCUUUUAAAAAGCCCAUACUGAGCGCAGAUCCAUCAAUUUCUGUACGGCAAUUGGAAUCUGACGAUCAAUUCAUCAUAUUUGCAUCAGAUGGUCUUUGGGAGCACCUUAGUAAUCAAGAAGCCGUCAAUAUUGUCCAAAACAACCCACGCAAUGGGAUAGCUAGGAAGUUAGUGAAAGUUGCAUUGCAAGAAGCAGCAAAGAAAAGGGAAAUGAGGUACUCGGACUUGAAGAAAAUAGAGCGAGGAGUGCGUCGCCAUUUCCACGAUGACAUCACCGUGAUUGUUGUUUUCCUUGACUCAAACCUCGUGAGCAAGUGUAGCUCAAUCAAGAGUUCUAACCUGUCUGUGAAGGGAGGCGGCGCGAGCCUGCCUCCAAACAGUCUUGCUCCUUGCGCCACACCGGCUUAAUUUAAAGCUUGGCCAAAGUCCUGUAAUGUUUGUUGUACUCCUAUUUUUCUCUCAUGAAUACCAGGUAUCCUUUUUAAAACGUAUAUGAUCAGGCCAACAAUUGUUUAAUGUACACUGUAACCUUUGACAGCAACUAAUCGUUCAUGUUCUAUAUUUUGUAUUCAAAGACUCAAACAUUGACACAAUAGUUGGAUUCCAGAAUUGAUUGAAGAACAAAAAA